This is a messenger RNA of Salvelinus namaycush (lake trout), 25594 nucleotides long. Its product is annotated as microtubule-actin cross-linking factor 1-like. The coding region runs from base 1 to 23388 and encodes 7795 amino acids. Gene Ontology annotation, molecular function: keratin filament binding; structural molecule activity; microtubule binding. NCBI's taxonomy places the organism in Eukaryota, Metazoa, Chordata, Actinopteri, Salmoniformes, Salmonidae. Gene Ontology annotation, cellular component: cytoskeleton; keratin filament; cytoplasm. The transcript has 98 exons. The record is from RefSeq and is a predicted model, not a curated record. Gene Ontology annotation, biological process: intermediate filament bundle assembly; wound healing.
AUGGGGAAAACUAUGAUGCUGAUCUCAUCGAUGCAGCUCAAGGGCGUGUCCUCGCUGAGGAGGGUGUGUAUCUCCCGAGCUCCCCCGCUCAUCUUGCUCGGGGGGGAGGAGGUGGAGGAUGGAGCUCAGGGACCCAGAGAAAAGGGUCGCAUGCGAUUCCACCGGCUCCAGAAUGUCCAGAUCGCCCUGGACUUCCUCAAACAGAGACAGGUCAAACUGGUGAACAUCCGGAACGAUGACAUCACAGACGGCAACCCCAAGCUGACACUGGGCCUCAUCUGGACCAUCAUCCUGCACUUCCAGAUCUCAGAGAUCUACGUGAGCGGUGAGUCAGGGGACCUGACGGCGAAGGAGAAGCUGUUGUUAUGGAGCCAGCAGGCCUCCGAGGGCUGGCCUGGCCUCCGCUGUACCAACUUCUCCUCCUCCUGGCGCGACGGGCGCAUGUUCAACGCCCUGCUCCACCGAUUCAGGCCAGACCUGAUUGACAUGGAGGUGGUGGCGCAGCAGAGUAACCUUGACAACCUGGAGCAGGCCUUUGAGAUCGCCGAGUCGCUAGGGGUGACCAGACUACUGGACGCUGAAGAUGUGGACGUUUCGUCUCCAGAUGAGAAGUCGGUCAUCACGUACGUCUCCUCCAUCUACGAUGCCUUCCCCAAGAUCCCAGAGGGAGGAGAGGGCAUCGCCGCACACGAGGUGGAUCACCGCUGGGCAGAGUACCAGUCUCGUUUCUCCACGCUGCUCCAGUGGAGCCGGCAGCACACGGCACUCAUGGCCAACAAGAACUUCCCACUUAACCCUGUGGAGCUCAAGGCACUUUACAAUGAGUACGUCCAUUUCAAAGAGACGGUGAUCCCUGCCAAGGAGCUGGAGAAGAGUGGCGUUGAACACCUCUACAAACUGUUGGAGGUAUGGAUGGAGUUUGGGCGCAUCAAGCUGCCCCUGGGCAUGCACCCCAACGACCUGGAGGAGGAGUGGGGCAAGCUGAUCCUGGAGAUGCUGGAGAGAGAGAAGGCCCUGCGGCCCGCUGUGGAGAGACUGGAGUUAUUGCUGCAGAUGGCCAAUAAGAUCCAGAACAUGGCCCUGGACUGUGAGGAGAAGCUCACCCUGGCCAAGAACACACUGCAGGCCGACAUGUCCCAGGUGGAGAGUGGCGAGGCGGUGCGUUGUGAGAGGGAGCUGGGUUUGUACCUGCAGGACUGUGAGGUUCUGAUCAGACGGCUCAACGUGGACCUCCACGUCCUCCGAGACCAGAAAUACUACCAGGUGGAGCAGCUCGCCUUCAGAGUGUCCUGUCUACACGAGGAGCUGGUCUCUCUCCGGCUCCAGUGCUCCAGCAUCUACAGGAAGGGUCACUUCUCCCCGGUGACGGGGGGAGACCGGACGGCCCCGCGGGGGAGCGACAGUGGUCUCUCCCUGUCCACGGGGGCCCAGACCCUACUGGGGGCAGUGGGGGUGAUGGGGGCAGCCCUGCUCAGGAGACCCAUGUCCCGCUCUCAGCUGGUGGCCAUGUCAUCCUCGGAGGACGAGGGGAGUCUCCGGUUCGUCUAUGAGCUCCUGGGAUGGGUGGAGGAGACACAGGACGUGCUGGAGCGGGCCGAGUCGGGGGCGGACCUGCCCUCUGUAGAGCAGAACCUUCAGGACCACCAGAACAUCCACACUGCCGUGGAGGAGCUGCUGCACAGCCUGAAGGAGGCCCGCAACUACGAGACGAAAGUCUCUCGUAACUUCAGGAGCAAUUAUUCUGACACUCUGGCCAAGCUGGAGCAGCAGUACUGCAAACUACUGGAAAACUCAUCGUGGCGUAUGCGCUGCCUGGAGAGCCUGCAUGCGUUUGUGUGUCGCUGUACAGAGGAGCUGAUCUGGCUCAACGAGCGAGAAGAGGAGGAACUGGCCUACGACUGGAGCCACAACAAUACCAACGUCAACGCCAAGAGAGAUCUAUACGCCGAAAUGAGGUCAGAGCUGGAGGAGAAACAGGAAGUGAUGCACUCGCUGCAGGAAACGGCCGACCGGCUCUGUCAGGAGAACCACCCGGCCAAACAGACAGUGGAGGCGUACAGUGCAGCGCUGCAGACCCAGUGGCAGUGGGUACGCCAGCUGUGUGUGUGUGUGGAGCAGCAUCUCAAAGACAAUACUGCCUACUUCCAGUUUGUGAGUGACGCACGGGACUGCGAGACGUACCUGCGUCAGCUCCAGGACACCAUAAAGCGACAGUACACCUGUGACAAGGACAGCAGGCUGGGCAAGCUGGAGGACCUGCUGCAAGACUCUAUGGAGGAGAAGGAGCAGCUGAUUGAGUACCGCAGCUCUGUGGCCAGCCUGAUGGGCCGGGCCAAGACGGUGGUGCAGCUCCUCCCCCGCAGCGCCGAGAGCACCCUGGGAAGCACCACGCCCAUCCGCGCCAUCUGUGACUACCGGCAGAUAGAGAUCACCAUCAGCCAAGGUGAGGAGUGUGUGUUGGAGGACAACUCUCAGAGGACUAAAUGGAAGGUGAUCAGCCCCAGUGGGAAUGAGGCCAUGGUGCCGUCAGUCUGCUUCACCGUACCACCGCCCAACCAGGAGGCCAUGGACACCGCCAGCAGGAUGGAGCAGCUGUACCAGAACGUGAUGUCUCUAUGGCACAAUCUACACGUCAGCAUGAAGAGUGUGGUCUCCUGGCACUACCUGCAGAAAGACAUCAGGACCGUCUCCUCCUGGAGCCUAGACACGGUACGUUCCCAGACCCCUGUGGCCAGGGACCAGGCUCUGAACCAUUUGGAGGCCCACCUGGCUGACUUCCUCUCUGACAGCAAAGAGAGCGCCCUCUUCAACCCCGCUGAGAGACGCGAGCUGGAGAGAGAUGCCCACACCGCCCAGGAACACUGCCAGGACCUGCUGGUCAACAUGGAGACAGUGGAGAAGGAUGAGUCUGUCUCUCGGUCCUACCUGUCAGAGCUCCAGAACAUUAAACUGCGUCUGGAGGAGGCGGAGCAAAAGCUGAUGCGCGGCAUUCAGACUCCACCCCCUAGCAACCUAUCGGGCAACAGCGUCGACAACACUGUUCAAAUUGCAGAGCAAGAGAAGCUGCAGUCGGACCUGGAUGGCCUGCGGACCAGUCUUGGUGAGGUGUCGCGUCGCUGUGUGAGUUUCUUUGAGGAGAAGCCCACCUCCUCCACUGUCCCCAUGCUGCGCUCUGAACUCAACCUGGCUGUGGAGAAGAUCGACAGACUACACAACCUCUCCUCUGUCUACCUGCGCAAGCUGAAGACAGUGGAUGUGCUGAUCCACAGCUUGCAGGCCGCAGAGAUCCAGGUGAAGAGGUACGAGAGCAGGCUGAGUGAGGAGGACAUCGUCCCGGCAGACGCCAACGCAAUUCAGGCCCUACGGGAACAACUGGGGACGUGGCAGUCGGAGCUUGAGGACCAGGAGGGGGUGUUGAGCUCCCUGCAGUCGGGGUUGCAGAAGGCCCGGGAGACGGGGACUCAGCUGAACAGGCUCCACCCAGACCGCAGCCCGGAGCUGGAGCACUACCAGGAGAAAGCCGCCCAGCUCACUGAGAGGUGGGCCGGAGUCAAGAGACAGAUGGACACACGGCGAGCUGAACUAGAGGCUCUGGGCUCGGUCCUGCAGCACUACAGAGACGGCCACUCUGCUCUGAUCCACUGGAUAGAGGAGACCACUGAGAGACAGGAGAACACUCAGCCUGGACAGACUGACAGCAGAGUCCUGUCUGAACAACUGGCAGAACAAACGGCAUUAGUAGCCGAGAUCGAAAAGAACCAGACCAAACUAGACGAGUGCCAAACCCACUCCAAACAGUACUGCACCUCUGUCAAGGACUACGAGCUACAACUGAUGACAUUCAAAGCCUUUGUGGAGUCGACCCAGAAAUCCACUGUUAAGAGGAGGAGGAUGCACUCUUCAUCAGACGCCAUCACGCAGGAGUUCAUGGACUUGCGCACACGCUACACAGCCCUGGUUACCUUGACGACGCAACACGUCAAGUACAUCAGCGAUGCACUGAGGAGACUAGAGGAGGAAGAGAAAGAGGUGGAGGAGGAGAGGCAGCAGAGGGUAGACCAGGUGUCAGAGCUGCUGGGCUGGGUCAAUGGCCUCCAGGGCGCCUCCGCCGAGUCAUCCAUCGCGGCGCAGCAGGCUGUCGGUGAGCAGUUAGCGGCUAAGAAGGAAGAGGUGGCUCAGGCGAUCAGGAACACCCAAGUCUUCCUGAUGUCUAAACAGGCCAGCAAGUUGUCCCCAGAGGAACGUGUCCAGGUGACCUCCCAGCUGGAUGAGCUGACGGCCACCUACAGCCAGCUGUGUGACCGUUCCACCGCCCGACUGCAACAGCUGGAGCAAGAGCAGGCCAAAGAGGAGCAGAGAAAGAGCCAAGCUGCCAUUGGCGGAGUUAUUGACCUGGGCACCAUGGAAACUGUCCCAGUCUUCCAAGCUGCUCAGCGUGGCCUCAUUGAUCAGGACACCUGCCAUGUCUUAUUGGAGGCCCAGCUCACCAUGGGUGGGUUAUUUCAUCCUGUCUCCCCUGUGAGCCUAUCACUGGAAGAGGGCUUCAACUGUGGCCUGAUUAAUAGUAUCAUCAGCCAAUCCCUAGCAGAGCUGGAGAGUGCCUUGCAUCUUGUCGACCAGACAGAACAACUGGAGGGCCAGCUCCUCCCAGUGGCUGCAGCCAUGGAGGAGGGCCUUAUCAGAGAGGAGUUGGGGCUGCGUAUCCUGGAGCUGCAGAUGAACACAGGAGGCCUGAGGGAGUUGGGAGGAAGAAGACUAACCUUGGAUAGUGCUGGAGAGAUGGGCCUGCUGACCCCAAGGGUCUACACCAAGCUCAGGUCACGGGUCAAUCGGCGGGAGCUCGUUGACCCUAACACAGCCGAAAAGCUGAAUCUGUCUGAAUUGCAGCAGCGCUGCGUCCUCAGCGAUGAGACCGGCUUGCAUUUGCUGCCAGUCAAACAGCAGCCAGGAGGCACCGUCUGCCUCGCUUCCGGCAGGAAGGUUGGGAUCUUCCGUGCUGUCCAAGAGAAUCUGAUUGACAGGCAAGUUACGGUGAGAUUGCUGGAGGCCCAGCUAUUUGCAGGUGGGAUCGCUGACCCCCGUACAGGACGCCGCCUGACUGUGGAUGAGGCUGUGCGUCACAAUCUGAUGGACCAGGACCUGGCCUGUGCCAUGCUGACCCGCCAGCUGCAGAGUGGUGGGAUACUAGACCCUGUAAGUGGGGAGCGCCUAGGGUUGGAGGAAGCAAUCCAGAGGGACCUGCUCUCACCUCGUCUGGCCCUGCUGGUGCUCGAGUCCCUCUGGGCUUUUAUGGGGAUGCUCUGGCCUGAGUCAGGGGAGCUGCUGCCCAUUGCAGAGGCUCUACAACAAGGGGUCAUCUCGGGAGAGCUGGCUCUGAACAUCCUGAGACAACGCCACACGAUAGGUGCCCUGUACCUUCCUGAAACCCCCAAGGUUGUGUCCCUGAAUCAGGCUAAGGAGGUCCUUGAACCCAAAGUGGCUGAGAUUUUGAAAGAGAUUCAGAUCCCAGAUGUGCUACACAACAUGAACCAGUCAGGCUCCCCAAAACUAAAUCGCCUAAGCUGGGGCUCCACUGGGUCAUCCCCUCCCUCCUCGCCACCUGCCUCUUCCCCAGAGCACACAUGUGUCCCCUCAUUUCUGGAGGAGAUGGCCCCUGAGGAGCAGGCACAUCACCGCCUGCUUUUCCAUUUAAUGACCCACAGUUAUAUAGAUGCCCAUUCUGGCCAGCGCUUAGUGUUGCUCGAGCCUGAGCUGGUGGAACUUGUCAAGGCUGCUACUGGUCUGAUCAAUGUGGAUCCUAUUCCUGGAGUGGUUGAGGAAGGGUUGACUUUGACUUCAGAAAGACAGGAGUUUAUGGAAGUAGUGCCAAUUGUAAGUUUGGCAGAUAAUCAGCAGACAAGGGAAAUUGGAGAGGUCCAGGAAAAGAGAAAAUUCAGCUUGUCUGAAAAAUAUAUUUCCUCCAGAAAGAUGGUAGAAGAAGCUGAUAGUCAAGGAUGGGAUGGUACACCUGACAUGAUAUUGCAGGCUAAGCAAACUGGAAUUAAGGAGAUGGGACAGGUAGACCUUGACUCAACCAUGAGAAUAAGUGAGGAGGUAGAUCGAGGUGUACAUAGAGAAGUAAAAAGUGAAAAGGAGGAAAUUGUUAUUUUUGAAAGUGUCAAGCCCUCAGCUGGACUACCAGAAAAGCAAUUAAUUACAGACUCGUAUGAAGAGGGGCUGGUAGAGAUUGAAUCAGAGGGAGCAAGAGAUAGAAGUCACAAAAAGACAAAGGAUAAGGACUCACUCAUGGAAGACAUUGACGGUACACUUGUUGAAGCCUCAGAAAUGUACUCAACCCCAUUUAAGACCGAGGCAGAGACUCUGAUGCCAACCCAAUCUGAUGCCAACCCUAUUCCACCAUCAGAGACUAAUGAAAAUGAGAGCAUGCCUGUGAGUGUUGGAGUUAAACAUACUAUGAAGGAUGCUCAGAGGGUCACAGUGAAGACCCCACCCCAGGUUAUGAGUUUAGAGGCAGCAGCAGUGAAGAGUGAGGAUGAUGUUGAGCUGGAAAGGUUGACCUCAGAGCUUCACCAAGGGGGUCUACUGAUGGAAGGAGGGCAGCGGCUUCUCCCAGAUGAAGCCGUGGCUCAGGGGGUCCUCCCUGGACACACUGCAGUCAAGCUGAUGGCCAAGGCAGGACUUUUCGGAGGUUUCCUGGAUGUCAGUGCAUGCGAAUCUCUGAGCAUGGAGGAUGUGAUGCAGGAGGGUCUGCUUGACGAAGACCUGAUGUGGAGUGUGCUGAAAUCAGAGAAGACCCUGGCAGGGGUAGUGGAUGUAGAGAAGCGGAAGAUUUGUACUCUGAAGGAUGCUGCUCGGGCAGGCCUGAUAGACUCCAACACAGCUGCUCGGCUUCUGGAGGCUCAGGUGGUCUCAGGGGGAGUGGUUGACCUGCGGAGGGAUAAGAAAGUGUCUGUUACCCUGGCAGCCAACCUUGGGCUGAUAGAGGAGGACCAACGAGAGAAGCUAGUUGCGUUGGAGAAGUCAUACCGUGGAAAAUACUCAGACCCAGAUUCAGCGCUAACCAAAGCAACGUUGCAGCUGCAAAUGGAUGGGGUUGUCGAUCCCAAAACGAAGUCACCUGUUUCCCUAAAGCAAGCCCUUGAAAGAGGUUUGCUUGGGCAGGAGGAAGUCUAUCAAGCCUUGUCCCAGCAAGUGGCAGAGGGUGGCAUCGUGCAUCACAACUCUGGAGUUAGACUGUCAGUUGCUGAUGCUUUGCAGCGAGGUUUGGUAGACCGUGCCAUAGCCCCAGAACUGGGGGAGUUAGAGAGAGCAUGUCAGGGGGAAGUCGCCCUCUCUUCAAACCCAGAUGCUGCCCUCCUCCAGGCGUCCACAGGUGCCAUUUUGGACCCUGAUUUAAAGUGUAGACUUACAUUGACAGAGGCUGUCUCCGAUGGUCUGCUCGAUGAGAGCACUGCCAAGAAAGCAAUGGUUUCUCCAGGGGUAACACAAGGUUUGUUGGAUCCACAAAGUGCCCAAAUUGUGCCGUACUCAGACCUUGUAAACCAAGGCAAGAUUGACAUUAAGAGCGGAAAGCGCUUCUUGGAAGUGAAGCCUUUCAAGGGAAUCCAGGAUAAGCAAACAGGUGAAAUCCUGAAUUUAGCUGAAGCAAUUGCAUCUCAACAAGUUGAUCCGGUCCCAGCACUCAGAAUGUUGCAAAGCCAGGCAGACACUGGAGGGAUUAUUGAUAUUUCCAAUGGAGCUAGGCUCCCUCUGCCUAAAGCCUCUAAGAAAGGGCUGGUGGGAGAACAUAUGGCCAGGCUCAUUGCCACCAACCAGGUUCUGAAAGGGGGCUUGUUUGACCCUUCCACAGGGCAGAGAGUCUCUAGCCUGAAAAAAGCUGUCAAAGAUGGGCUUAUAUCCAGAGAAAUGGCUGCAGAACUCCAGGGCAACUUGGGCUCCAUGGAAGUAGAAUGUGACGAUGAGGAUAGUUCAACACCCAUUGCCUCUUCAAAUGGGACCUAUAGUCCUGCAGUCACAUUAUCAAUAUCCAGUCCAGACAGCCAAACCAAAAUAAUUAUUGAAAGUUCUGAAGUUAUUUCUCCAUCCCCACAUCCAGAAGAGUCAGAAAAGGGUUAUAACCCUUUAAUGAUCACAGAGGACAUUGUAAAGACUCUAGAAGCCGGAACGUUCAAGCAGUCAGAAGAUCUGCAACACCAUGGCUCUGUACACAUUGAAGAAGAAAUGGAAGAUGAACAGGUCUCAAUAGCCGGGAAGUCAUUGGAAAUUGAGUCGGACCAGUCAAUCAAUUUGUUAGCUCAGUUUGCAAUCAAUGCGAAGAAAAGGGUUCAGCAGGCCCUUCAGGAGAUGGAGACUCCGCAAGAUGUUACUGUUCGACCACCAGAAAAUGAUAACAAAAAGGGGUCUAGACCUGUGGGCGAAAGUAGUUCAGUCACGCAGAAGGGGCAGUCUGCUAUGGGCAAAGAACCACGAAUGGACUCGACAGGGGCCAUUGGCAGAGAAGGUAGGGAUCAACAGGGCAGCAUAGACAUUUCUACACUAGUUGAGAGAUAUGAAGGGAAGACAAAUGUGGCAGAAGACAGUACUGAGAGCGUGGUGGAGCAAGGUAGAGUGGAGGUUGAGAGGGACACAAAGAUUGAGGUCACAGAGCGUGAUGAUCUUGGACAUGCAUCACCCCCUUCCAAGGAGGCCGAAGGUAAGAGCAAAAAGAAGAGGAAGAAUAAGAAGAAAGGAAAAGGGGAGGUUGACAUUGAGCAAAGACCCUCAGAAAAAGCUGAUAUUCAGAAAACGGAAAACAAAGACCAGAAUGUACAGUCAGAGGGUAAGGAUAAGGGUAUUGAGUCCACCAGAGGUUAUGUUACCCCACAGGAGAAAGAGGAGUCCCUUGUGCAAGAUGUUCAAUCUGCACUUGGAAGUGCCAAGGCACAUUCUGUUGAGAGGUUUGGAGAUCCAGAAGAUAUUGGCAAAGUAAGGGAAGGUUCUACUGUUCCGCUAGGAGCCAUAGAAGAUGCUCUUGAGGUAGAGAGCGAUGGUACAGAAGAGUAUAAGGUCUUCGAGGACCAAAGACGGGUGGAGAAGAACAAAACGUCUAAGAUACCUAUGGCAUCAGAGAAGGUUGAACCUGUGACAGAGGAGAUACCAUCCAUCCAUGAUAAAGCAGAUUCUGAAGUGACAGUAACGAAGGGUGUUCUCGACAGCUUGGACAAAAAGUCUAAGAUACCCAUAGUAGCAGAAAAGGUUGAAUCUGUGGCAGAUGAGCAAUCGUCCAUCCAUGAAAGAGUAUCCAUUCAUAAUAGAGUUUCUAAGGAUGAGCAAAAGCGGGAAGGCGAGCAGAUUGUGGGAAAGAGUGAUUCAGAUGGGGAGAAGACGGUUUCUCAACAGACUGGACAACAGGAGCAUAAGGAUGGAAAAGAGGUGGAAUUCACUCUGAAAACCCACCAGGCAGUAAAUGACAAAGAGGCCCUUUUACGGAAGGCGAAAGAGAGUAUCCUGAGGAAGGUGUUUGGGCGAGGUGUUAGUGAGAAGCAAGCUGCAGAUGAGCUAGAGGCACUGCGUCAGGGAGUGGGGAAGAAGGAGAGUUUGGUGACAUCUGUAGAGGAAGUUAAGACUGUGGUGAGUCCUGAGGUUUCACCAGAAGAGAGUAAAGGAAUUGACAAGAAGGAAGGAGAAAGAGAGAAAGUUCUGCCUGGCCAUUCUAUGAUUCCUGUAGCAGCAGAGGAAGUGGAAAAAGCUCUGUCAUACCAGGUUAAAGGAGGAAGGAAAGGGGAGAAAGUUUUACUAGACCAGGCUAAAGAAGGAGAGAAAGCUCUGCCAUACCAGGCUAGAGGAGGAGAGAAAGCUCUGCCAUACCAGGCUAGAGGAGGAGAGAAAGCUCUGCCAUACCAGGCUAGAGGAGGAGAGAAAGCUAUGCCAUACCAGGCUAGAGGAGGAGAGAAAGCUCUGCCAUACCAGGCUAGAGGAGGAGAGAAAGCUCUGCCAUACCAGGCUAGAGGAGGAGAGAAAGCUCUGCCAUACCAGGCUAGAGGAGGAGAGAAAGCUCUGCCAUACCAGGCUAGAGGAGGAGAGAAAGCUCUGCCAUACCAGGCUAGAGGAGGAGAGAAAGCUCUGCCAUACCAGAAAGUUCUACCAGACCAGGCUAGAGGAGAGAAAGAGGAGAAAGUUCUACCAGACCAGGCUAGAGGAGGAGAGAAAGUUCUACCAGACCAGGCUGGAGAAGGAGAAAAAGUUCUACCAGGCCAAGCUAAAGGAGAUAAAGAGGAGAAUGUUCUACCAUCUCAAACAGACCAGCUUAAAGAGAUGAUGCCGGGAAAGAAAAAUAAGAAGAACAAAAAAUCUAAGAUGCAUAAAGUGGUAGAAAAAGUUGAACCUGCGACAGAGGAGAAGCCAUCCAUCCACAAUAGAGCAGAUUCUGAAGUGAAAUCCACCCCGGCUGAUCUAGAGAGCUCAGUCUCUGGGGAGGAGCAGAAGAUUGAGAAGCAGCAAGACAAUAAAUCAGACGGUGAUGUGACAACGGUGGCAAGUGGUGAGGAGCUGAACAAAAUGGCUGCCUCUACCCAGAGUCUUAGUGGAGUUGACACCAAUCAACAAAGAUCAACCCACACCACUACACUGUACCAAAUCAAUGCACACCUUGAGGAGAAAACUAAGGAGGAUAUUUCUUUGAGGAGAGAAAUUGACCCACAUGGCAAGGAAAUUGAACAAUUUAGGAUUGGUACACCUGAGAAGGAUGUCCACCCAGACACCCAUCGUGUUAUUGACGUUGUGGAUGCCUCUCCUGAAGCCCUUGUAUCCAUGUCAGGUGCCCACCUGGUCAAGGCCUCUGUGGCUCCAGGUACCCAGACUGCUAAGACCACAGAGGAAACUGAUGCACAUCUGGUGAAAGAUACUGAGGAGGACCGGUGUCCGAGCAAACAAACUGAUCUUCCUGGCAAGGACAUUGAACAACUAAGAAUUAGUACACCUGAGGAGGCAUUUUUGGCACCUGCUACCCAGCCAGCUAAAACUACUGGCAAAGGGAAGAAAAAGAAAACGAAACAGCAGGAACAACAGCAGGAGCAGAAACUUGACAGUCCCACUGAAAUUGAGUGUAAAGAGGAACAGUCCCUUGAGGAGUCCACAGAAUCAGGACAGUCCUGGUCUGACGAGACCCCACAGUCUGAUGCAAAUGAGAUUGUUGAGUCUGAUACAACAGAGAGCUGGGAGGAGGAGGAGGAUGGAGAAAUCCAAGAAUUGGAGAUAAGGAAAGAGAAGAGCCCAGCUAAGAUGGGAAAGUCCUCGUUGCUCCGCCAGGAAUUCCUGGAACAUGACCAGCAAAUUGUGGCUCUGCUCUCUAUGGUGAGACACAUCGAGGUUCGCCUCAAGCAGCAGCAGCAACAGUCGAUUGGUCGCAGCCUCAUUGCCCUUGAUGACAUCAUCAAACAGACAGAGACCUUGGAUCUAGAACUUCGGGAUUUAGAAUCCCAGGUCAAAAAGGAAGUGGAUGCUGCUGGGCAGCUGCUGGAGCCCCGCCCACAGGAAGUACCACCUCAGCUACUAUUGGCCUUGGAAAAGGAUGGGCGAAGCUUAGCUCGAGGUUACGAAGCCGCCAGAGGGGUUUCAGAAAACAUCCUGCAGGGGAUGCGCGCACACAGAGAGGCACAUAAGGAGGCAGUGACUGGGGAACAGAAGUCACUUGGAGGGCGAGUAGAGGAUCUUCUCUUCUGGCUGAAGGAGACUGAGGCACAAAUUACAGGAAUGGAUGGGCAAACCCAGGGCGAGACUCCUUCUCAGCGCACACAACAGCUCCAGCUAUGCAAGGAGUUGCAGUCGUCUCUCUCGGCACGCUCCAAUGACGUCAACGCGCUUGCCUUUGACAUCCAGGUGUUCAUCUCGGAGCGUGCUCAGGACCUGGCUCCAGAACAGAGCAGGCACCUCCUUGGGCAGCUACAACAGCUCCAGAGGGGCUUCCACCGAGCCGCUGGCCAAGCCCACGCCAAGACCGACGCCCUCGCCGCCCGGAGAGAGAGGGAGGAGGAGAGGCAGCGCAGACGCGAAGAAAAGGAAGAGGAAGAGGAGGAGAGAGAAAGGGAGGUGGUGCAGCAGCAGAAAGCAGAGUGCUCACAAAAAUUGGAAGGCCUUACAAUGUGGUUGGCCGGAGCUGCUAGCGUGCUGGCCAAUCAAAGAGCGGGAGCAGAGUCGGGUGACGUGAAUGUGCUGCAGCAGAAACGGAGCGAGCUGAAGGAAGUACAGAAGGACCUGCAGACCAGAGGCGAGGGCGUGGCGGAGACCAUCCGCUCGGUGGAGGAGUUCCUGGCGGAGCACGGUGACAGCCUGAGUCCAGAGGACAGGGCCAACCUCCAGGGGGCACUCUCCCGUAUGAAGGAGCAGUACAGUGCCCUGACGGACACGGCCUACUCCUCCCUGGCCCAGCUGGACACAGCCAUCAGCACCACCGUCCAACAGAACACACAGAGGGCGAAGGCAGUAGAGGAGCUGCAGGAGACGCGGUGUCAGAUCGACUCGCUGCUAGAGGAGCUCUCCUCCCUGAACCAGCCUGGGAAAAGAAGAACUGGCAUGACUGUUACUGACCACCCCUCCUCGCCAGAGGGAAGACUACAAUCACACAGCGACAUGCUCCAGGCGGAGCUCCAGCAGCUCCAGGCCCAGCAGGCACAGCUGAUGCAGGUGUCCCAGAACGCUCGCUCCCUCCUGGACCAGCCCGACUCGGCCGUGCCAGCCGAGGAGAAACGGCGUCUGCGGGACCAGCUAGACCAGCUCCAGACCCAACACCAGGAGAAGCUGCGGUCCUGCCAGGAGAGGCUGAGGCGCUCGGAGGCCCUUAAGGACGAGCUGGCCAAGUUCCUCCAGGAGAACGGAGGCCUGGGGACCUGGCUGGAACAGAGUGAGGGGGAGCUGUGUUCCCUGGGGGAAGGAGAGACGGACGCGCAGGGCCUGAAGGGGAGACUGGAAGAGCACAAGAAGCUGGCGGAGGAUGUGAUCUGCCACAAGGCAGACCUGCGCUUCGUGUCCAUCUCGGGUCAGAAGGUGCUGGACUCCUUCCAGGGGGCUCUGGAGAAGGUAGGAGGGUCUGACCCAGCCCUGGAGGAGACCAGGCAGCUGGUCACUGACAAGCUACAGGACGCCAACCACCGCUACACCGCGCUGCACACCAAGUCGUCAGAUCUGGGCGGGCGUCUGUCGGGUCUGUUGGAACGCUACCAGCAGUACCAGGACGAGGCUGUGUCGCUCCACACCUGGCUCAGCGCCCAGGAGCAGAACCAGAGUAUAGCCGGACCCAGCGGAGAGACCGACACACAGACACUACAGAACACACUGCGGGCCGUACAGCUGUUACAGGAUGAGCUGGCGGAGCGGUCAGUCCAGUUGGAGAAGGUGAGGAGGGCAGGCAGAGAGCUGGCUAACACACAGGAGUCCCCCACUCUCAGAGCUGCCGAGAUCAUCAGCACUGCAGAUGGUCUGGAGAAGAGGUUCAGCUCGCUGUCUGAGUCCGUGUCCGAGCGGGCUGAGCAGCUCCAGACGUCCGUAGCCCAGUCGGUCAGUGUCCAAGAGGGGCUGAAGGGCCUGCUAGCCUGGCUGGAUGGCCUACUGCUGACCCCCGGGCCCGUCCAACCCACCGCACAGGCUGUCCAGGAUGCCCUCACACAGAAUCAGAAACUACGCCAGGAGCUGUUAUCCAGACAGGGCAGUGUGGAGGCCACCUGCGACUCUGUCUCCAAACUGCUCCAGAGCUCUGACGCCUCCACGGCCUCCGGGCUCCAGGGGUCACUAGAGAGCCUGACCCGGCACUACGCCGCGGCACAGGCCAAGCAGGCCGAGAGGGAGGCUGAGCUCCGGGGGCUCCUGCCCAAGCUGGAGAACUAUGAGAGACUGAAUACGGACUUGCAGGGUUUUACUCAGACCAGGCUGAGAGCUCUGAGCCCCGCAGGACAGCCUGACCGCAGUGUGGAGGACUACAGACAGACCAUUGAGGAGGUGAGAGCGGAGCAGGAGCAGGAGGCAGGUCAACUGAAGUCAUUCUGCCAGCUGGGGACAGACCUCAGCCAAGCCAAGGCCCUGACCAGCACACAGACCCUACUGGACAAAGUCAGAGAGGUGUCCGAUGAGUUCGCCCGACUGGAAUCCAACAUCACUGAAAGGUACAACGCCACCCAGAGUUGUGAGCAGCGGUUGGGCCAUUUCCGCUCUCUCUCUGGCUCCCUCCUCAGGUGGCUCCGCACAACACAGGAGCAGCUGCCUCCCAAAGAGCCCAACCUCAGCACAGAGGCCCUGCAGAGGAGAGUGCAGCAGCUCAAGGACUUACUGAGUGACUGGGAGGCCCAGGGGGUUCGGGUUCAGGAGCUGAACAAGACUGGAUCAGAACUGGAGACCCUCAUCAUCAACAUCACAGCCCCCCAGGCCAAGACAGGUAAGAGGAAUGGGGAAAAAACUGCCUGUGUGCGUCCCCUGCUGCCUGCAUGUCCAAAUAGCCCCAGCAGGGUUAAUGGCAUUCACACAUGCAAAGACCUGACAGAGAUGCAGGUGGCGGUGGCGGAAGUGAACGGUCGUUACGAGGAGCUGGGAGGGGAACUGAAGAACAGACGGGGGCACCAGGAGGCUUCUCUGGAGCUCAGACAGAAGGCCAGCCAGGGUACCGAGGAGCUCAGCCGCUGGCUGGGAGACCGGGAGAACAGCCUGCACCUGGGCCAGACCACCACCUCCCCCUCCAAACCGGAGUUGGUACGCGCCCAGGCCCAGGAGAACAAGGCCUUACUGUCUGAGCUGGCAGAGCAUUCUGGGAAGGUGAAGGAGCUGAAGAGCACCCUGGAGAAGCUGAUAGCAGACAACCCAGACUCCCCAGAGGCAGACACCUGGAGACAACAAAUGAAGGAGAUCGACUCCCGCUGGGAAAAGGCCAAUGAGACGGCAGUACAGAGACAGACGGAACUGGAGACCUGUGCUGAUAGGCUGGGCAGCUUUGCCACAGCAGCCAGUCAGUUGGGUCCAUGGCUCAGAGAGAAGGAGCUGAUGAUGAGUGUGCUGGGACCCCUGAGCAUCGACCCCAACAUGCUGAACACCCAGAAACAACAAGUACAGUUCAUGCUGCGUGAGUUUGAGACCCGCCGGCCCCAGUUCGACCAACUCACCCAGGCGGCCGAGGGCAUCCUUUCCCCGUCUGGUGGCGACUCCUCCCCGCAGGAUGCCAAGGACCUAGCGGAGGUCCGAUCCGAGCUGGGCUCCAUCUCUCAGCAGUGGGACGACCUCACUCAACGUCUGUCCCGGCGCUCGGAGCACAUCGACCAGGCCCAGGGCACCAGCGAGCGAUACCAGGCCCUGCUGAAGGACCUUUCGGUUAGCGUGGGGGCGCUAGGCGAGCGGCUGGACGGCCAGGCUUCGCUCAGUGCCCAGCCCGAGGCCCUGAAACAGCGCCUGCAGGAGACAGGCGAGAUCCGCUCUGAGCUGGAGCAGAGGAGGGAUGAGCUGGGCGAGGCGGAGAAGCUGUGCGGCGAGCUGAGCGCCAUCGUGGUUGAACCUUACCUGAGAGACGAGCUGAAGAAGAGGCUGGAGAGCGUGAGCAGCCCGCUGAGGAGCCUGGAGGAGAGGGCCACUGACGGUCUAUCCCAGCUCCAAGCCGCUCUCUCAAGCACCCAGCAGUUCCAGCAGAUGUUCGAGGAGCUGCGGAGCUGGCUGGACAACCAGGGUGGUCAAAGAGACUCUACCGCCGACUCCCUCCCCUGCCAGCCCGAGGCUAUCCGGACCCUGUUUGCCCAGCAAGACGAGCUUCAUCGUGGGGUGGCCAGCCAACGUGGCCCCUACGAGCUCAUCCAGGCCGAGGGGUCCUCCCUGCUCGCCAAGCUACCCGCCGGCGGCGAAGAACGAUCAGCCUUACAGUCCCGGCUCGCCACCCUACGCCAGGACUGGGAUGAGCUUAAUCAGUGCAUCGUGGAACGCCAGAUCCGGCUGAAAACCGCUCUGACCAAGGCCGAGAGUUACCAGCAGCACCACGCCAAGCUCAAGCCCUGGGUGACAGAGUGCGAGAAGCGGGAAGCUGACAUCCAGCCCUCCCUCGACCCUGCGGCCCUGGACGAGGCCUUGCAGAAGGCCAGGCAGCUGGGGUUAGACCUGGAGCACCAUCGCCCACUCCUGGAUGAUUUAAACACCGCAGCCGACCAACUCCUGGAACACUGCCGCGUCGGAGAAGAAGACAUACGUGACGAAAAAGCCCAACUCAACCGUAGAGUCGACGGGCUGGCAGAAAAACUCCAGAACUGUGUUUCCCAGCUGGAAGAGUUAGCGGGUCGACUUAAGGAGUUUGAGGACGGGCGGCAGACGGUGGAGAGGAGGCUGGAGGCGGCGCGGCAUCAGAUCGAGGUGCAGGAGGCGCUGGGCCCACAGGCGUGCAGCAACAAGAGCCUGGAGCGGCUGAGGAGCCAGCAGGAGACGCUGCACUCGCUGCAGCCACAGGUGGCCUACCUGAGGGAUCUGGCCCAGGGGCUGGUGCAGGACGCACCCCACACAGCAGGGGGGGGCGGAGAGGGAGGACAGAGGCUGGAGCAGCAGGCCCGAGACACGGACAGAGAGUUUGGAGACGUCAGCGAAAAGAUUGAAAAGUGCUGUUCCACCCUGGAGUCCCGUCUCCAGGGUGUGGGGGAAGUCCAGUCCUCGGUACGCGACCUCUUCUCCCGCCUGGCCGACCUGGACGACGAGCUGGACUCGCUGAGCCCUGUGGGGCGCGAUGCCGACUCGCUCGCCUCGCAGGCGGACGCCGUCCGCACUUUCCUGGCUCGCCUGGCCACGUUGAGGUUGGAGCUCGAAGGUCACGGGGGCGACUGCACCGCCAUGCUCCGCCGAGAGGGGUCGUCUCCCGAUCUCCUCGCCCUGAGGAGAGAGACGGAGGCCCUGAGCCGCCAGGCUGGGAAGCUGGCCGAGAGGGGCCAGGCCAGACUGGAGCAGAUCGAGGCAGCUGCCGAGAAGGUGGGAGAAUUCUACGCCCAGGUGGCGGCGCUUCAAGGGCUACUGGGACGGGCAGAGGAAGGGCUGAACUCGCAGGGCGUGGUGGGGACGGAGGUGGACACCAUCAAGCAGCAGCUGCACGAGUUCAAGGCGGUGGAGAGGGAGCAGGUGGACAGCAUUCAACCCAAGCUGCAGCGCGUGAACGCGGUGGGCCAGGGCCUGAUCCAGAGUGCAGCCAAACACACAGACACCCAGGCUCUGGAGCACGACCUAGAGACCACCAACCUCAGAUGGAACUCCCUCAACAAGAGGAUUGCAGAGCGCAUCGCCCAGUUGCAGGAAGCUCUGUUGCAUUGUGGGAAGUUCCAGGAUGCCCUGGAGCCUCUUCUGAGCUGGCUGAGUGACACGGAGGAACUGGUAGCCAAUCAGAAGCCCCCGUCAGCCGAGUACAGAGUGGUCAAGGCCCAGAUCCAGGAACAGAAGCUGUUACAAAGACUGCUGGACGACCGCAGAGCCACUGUUCAGAUGAUCCAGGGAGAGGGGGAGAGGAUCGCAGCCACGGCCGAGACACAGGACAGAGACAAGAUCCAGAAGCAGCUGGAGAGUCUGGGGGAGAGAUGGGGCGAGCUGCUGGAGAAAGCCAGGGCAAGGCAGUGCCAGUUGGAGGAGCUGCAGGCGCUGGCACUUCAGUUCCACGAGGCGGUGGAGCCUCUUGGAGAGUGGCUGAGUGCCACCGAGCGACGCCUGAGCACCGCCGAGCCCAUGGGAACCCAGACUUCCAAGAUCACCCAGCAGAUUACAAAACACAAGUCUCUGAAUGAAGAGAUAGUGAGCAGGAAGAAGCAGGUUGACCAGGCCAUCAAGAACGGACAAGCCCUGCUCAAGCAAACCACCGGUGAGGAAGUUCUCCUGAUCCAGGAGAAGCUGGACGGUAUCAAGUCUCGCUACGCUGAGAUGACGGGCGGCAGUAGCAAAGCCCUCCGCAUCCUGGAGCAGGCCCUGCAGCUGAGCAUACGAUUCGCCAGCGCCCACGACGACCUCAACCAAUGGUUAGACAAGGUGGAGGCGGAGCUCAACGUAAUGGAGCUGGACGCAACGCCAGCCUAUCAGGACAGACAGAAGGAGCUGAAGUGUGUGUCGGCGGAGAAGCGUCUGGUUUUGGACACGGUCAACGAGAUGGGCAGUGCCCUCUUAGACCUGGUGCCCUGGCGUGCCCGCGAGGGCCUAGACCGCCUGGUGGCUGACGCCAACCAGCGCUACCGAACGGCGGACGAGACCAUCACCCAGCGGGUACAGCUGGUACAGGCUGCCGUCCAGAGGUCACAACAGUAUGAGGAGGCGGUGGACGCGGAGCUGACCUGGGCUGGGGAGACGGAGAGGAAGCUAUCCUCCCUGGGUCCUCUGAGUCUGGAGCCUGACGUCACCGUGGCCCAGCUACAGGUCCAGAGGGCCUUCAAUAUCGACAUCAUCCGACACAAAGACACCGUGGACCAGCUACUCCACACCAGGGACGACAUCCUGGAGACGUGCAGCGACCAGCAGAGAGACGCUCUGAUGGUGAAGACUGACUCGCUAUCUGCCCGCUACGAAGUGGUGAGCCAGCGGCACCAGGAGCGUUUCUCAGCCCUGGAGCAGGCCCAGGUCCUGGUGGCCCGCUUCUGGGAGACCCAGGAGGAGCUGGAGCCCUGGCUGGGGGAGACUGAGACCCUUAUAGCCCAGCUGCCCCCACCCGCCAUCGACACCGAGGCCCUGCGACUACAACAGGAGCAGAUGAGGCUCUUGAGGGAGUCCAUAGCGGAGCACAAGCCCCACAUCGACAAGCUGCUGAAGAUCGGCCCCCAGCUGGCCGUUCUGAGUCACCAGGAGGGGGCCACGGUGAGGCAGCGCUACAGCGACGCCGAGAAACGCUACGCGGCCAUCAAGGAGGAGGUCAAGGGUCACGCCGCCACCCUGGAUGAGGCUAUGUCUCAGUCUGCGCAGUUCCAUGACAAGAUGGACCCCCUGUUGGAGACCUUGGAAGGGGCUGUGCAGCGCCUCCGCUCCCCUUCUCCCGUGGCGGCGGAGGCGGAUAAGAUCCGGGAGCAGCUGGCUGAGCACAAGGCAACCGGGCUGGAACUGGACAAACUGCUGCCCUCCUUCUCUGCCCUGUGUGCCCGCGGCGAGGAGCUCAUCAGUAGAGCAGCCCACGACGAUCCUGCCGCUGAAGCCGUGCAUUCCCGUCUCCUGCGUCUGCGCUCCCUGUGGGAUGAGAUCCGGCAGAGGGCUGAGGAGCGGGAGGGGAAGCUGACGGACGUCUUGGACCUGGCUGGGAAGUUCUGGGCCGACAUGGCAGCGCUACUGAGCACGCUCCGUGACUCGCAGGACAUCGUCAGGGAGCUGGAGGACCCCGGGGUGGACCCCUCACUCAUCAAACAGCAGAUAGAGGCGGCAGAGGCCAUCAAGGCCGAGACAGAUGGGCUGAGGGAGGAGCUGGAGUUUGUACGAACCCUUGGGGCUGAACUCAUCUUUGCCUGCGGAGAAACAGAGAAGCCUGAGGUCAAGAAGACCAUUGACGAGAUGAAUGCCGCCUGGGAAGGCCUGAACCGGACGUGGAGAGAGAGGAUGGAGAGGUUGGAGGAGGCCAUGACUGCUUCUGUGCAGUACCAGGAUGCGUUGCAGGGCAUGUUUGACUACCUGGACAACACAGUGAUCAAGCUCUGUGACAUGUCCACUGUGGGCACUGAUCUGGGAACUGUCAAACAGCAGAUUGAAGAGCUCAAGCAGUACAAGGUGGAGGUGUACCAGCAGCAGAUAGACAUGGAGAAGCUGUGCCACCAGGGGGAGCUGCUGCUCAAGAAAGUCUCGGACCAGAACGACAGAGACAUGAUCCAGGAGCCCCUCACGGAGCUCCGACACCUCUGGGACAACCUGGGGGACAAGAUCAUUCACAGACAGCAUAAGUUGGAAGGUGCUCUCCUGGCUCUAGGUCAGUUCCAGCAUGCCUUGUCUGAGCUGCAGUCCUGGCUGAGUCACACCCACGCCACCCUGGACACACAGAGACCCAUCAACUCUGACCCCAAGGCCAUCGAGAUAGAACUGGCCAGACACCACGUGCUGAGGAACGACGUGCUGUCCCAUCGCUCCACGGUGGAGACGGUGAACGCGGCAGGGGCUGAGCUGCUGGAGUCCAGUCCCGGGGAGGAGGCCAACCACCUCCGCGACCAGCUGGACCACCUCAACCACGGCUGGGAGAACCUGCUACUCAAGACCCAGGACCGGCAGAAACUACUGGAGGCCGCACUGCAUAAGGCGGAGGGUUUCCAUGGUGAGCUGGAGGAGUUCCUGCAGUGGCUGAGGAGGACAGAGAGCCAGCUGUCUGCAGCCAAACCCACAGGUGGCCUGCCUGAGACCGCCCGGGAGCAGCUGCAGCAGCACCUGGAGCUUCAGACCCAGUUGACCCAGCGCGCUGAGCAGUACAACCGGCUGCUGGACGCGGGAGAGUCCAUGUUGCUGUCCCGCGGGGGGGAGGAGGGCGGCCCCGGGGCUGGCACGACCCAGACCCAACAGAACCUGGCCCUGCUGCAGAACAAGUGGGCCAGCCUGAACACCAAGAUGGAUGACCGCAGGGCGAAGCUGGACGAAGCGGUGUCGCUGGCCACAGGGUUCCAGUCCUCCCUCCAGGACACCAUCAACUGGCUGACCCAGGCUGAGCAGACCCUCAACAUGGCUCAGGCCCCCUCCCUCAUCCUGGACACCGUCCUCUUCCAGAUAGACGAACACAAGGUGUUUGUGAAUGAGGUGAACACCCACAGGGAGCAGGUUUUGGCUCUGGAGAAGGCCGGCUCUCAGCUGCGUUUCGCCAGUCUGAAGCAGGAUGUGGUUCUGAUCAAGAACCUUCUGCUGAGUGUUCAGGCCCGCUGGGAUAAGCUGGUGCAGAGGUCCCUGGACCGUGGCAGACACCUCGACGAAGCCCGCAAGAGGGCCAAGCAGUUCCAUGAGGCUUGGAGGAAACUGUCAGACUGGCUGGAGGAGGCUGAGAGCCGCCUAGACUCGGAGCUGGAGAUCUCCAACGAGCCAGACAAGAUCAAAGUACAACUGACCAAACACAAGGAGUUUCAGAAGGCUCUGGGCUCUAAGCAGCCGGUGUAUGACACCACAGUGAGGUCUGGUAAGGCCAUGAGGGACAAGGCCACGCUGCCCGAAGACACCCAGAAACUAGACCACCUACUGGGGGAGGUCAGGGACAAGUGGGACACAGUCUGUGGGAAGAGUGUUGAGAGGCAACACAAGCUAGAGGAGGCCCUGCUGUUCUCAGGUCAGUUUGCUGAGGCCCUGCAGGCCCUGGUGGACUGGCUGUACCGUGUAGAACCCCAGCUGGCUGAAGACCUGCCAGUCCACGGAGACCUGGACCUGGUCUCCAACCUCAUGGACUCACACAAGGCCUUCCAGAAGGAGUUGGGGAAGAGGACCACUAGUGUCCACGCCCUGAAGCGCUCAGCCAGAGAACUGAUGGAGACGGGCCGCGACGACACCGCCUGGGUCAAAGUUCAACUGCAAGAGCUCAGCAACCGCUGGGACACAGUCUGUGCCCUGUCCGUCACCAAGCAGACCCGUCUCCAGCAGGCCCUCAAACAGGCGGAGGAGUUCCGCACGGCGGUGCAGCUGCUGCUGGAGUGGCUGUCCGAGGCAGAGCAGACGCUGCGGUUCCGCGGCGUGCUGCCCGAGGAGGCGGAGACUCUGCAGACGCUGCUCCACACCCACCGGAACUUCAUGGCCACGGUGGAGGAGAAGAGGACCGACGUGAACCGGGCAGCGGGCCAGGGCGAGGCCAUUCUCACCACGUGCCACGCCGACUGCAUCACCACCAUCAAACACUGGAUUACCAUUGUCCGCUCCCGCUUUGAAGAGGUCCUCACAUGGGCCAAACAGCACGAGCAGCGUCUGGAGACUGCUCUGACAGAGCUGCUCAACAACGCCACGCUAUUGGAGGAGCUGUUGUCAUGGCUGCAGUGGGCGGAGACCACCCUAGUCCAACGUGACGGAGAGACCCUUCCACAGGACAUCCCUCAGCUCAAAACACUCAUCACAGAACACCAGGUGUUUAUGGAGGAGAUGACCCGGAAGCAGCCUGACGUGGACAAAGUGACCAAGACUUACAAGAGGAAACCAACAGAGCCCCCUAGCAGCCUAGCUGAGAGGAGAGGAGCUCGUAAAAACCAGCAGCAACAACAGCAUCAACAACAGGCGGCGAUGCAAGUCGCCGGGGGAAACCCCCGCUUGACCCAGCUAUGCUCAAGGUGGCAGCAGGUGUGGCUGCUUGCCCUCGACCGCCAGCGGAAGCUCAACGACGCCCUCGACAGGCUUGAAGAGCUUUGUCCCCAGCUGAAAGAGUUUGCCAGCUUUGACUUUGACGUGUGGAGGAAGAAGUACAUGCGCUGGAUGAACCACAAGAAGUCGCGCGUCAUGGACUUCUUCAGACGCAUCGACAAGGACCAGGACGGAAAGAUCACUCGCCAGGAGUUCAUCGACGGCAUCCUGGCCUCAAAGUUCCCCACCAGCAGGUUGGAGAUGACGGCGGUGGCAGACAUCUUUGACCAGGACGGAGAUGGUUACAUCGACUACUACGAGUUUGUGGCGGCGCUGCACCCCAACAAGGACGCCUACCGGCCCACCACCGACGCUGACAAGAUAGAAGACGAGGUGACCAGACAGGUGGCACAGUGUAAAUGUGCCAAGAGGUUCCAGGUGGAGCAGAUAGGAGAGAACAAGUACAGAUUCUUCCUUGGAAACCAGUUUGGUGACUCGCAGCAGUUGCGGUUGGUGCGUAUCCUGCGCAGUACGGUCAUGGUGCGGGUCGGAGGGGGCUGGAUGGCCCUGGACGAGUUCCUGGUCAAGAACGAUCCCUGCAGAGCCCGAGGCCGUACCAACCUGGAGCUGCGUGAGAAGUUCAUCCUUCCGGAGGGUGCUUCCCACGGCCUGGCGGCGUUCCGCUCCCGAGGCCGGCGCUCCAAACCCGGCUCCCGCACGGCCUCGCCCACCCGCUCCUCCUCCUCGGCCUCGCACAGCGCUCAUAGCUGCGCAUCCUUGCCCUCUGCUCCCGCCACCCCCACCGCCUCCUCUAGGGUAAUAUCAGCGUCGGGGUCCAAGCUGAAGAGGCCCACCUUCCACUCCAGCCGAGGGUCUCUGACUGGAGAGAAUGGAGGAGCUACACCCAUUUCUACUAAACCUGGACGUACCGACCCCAAGCGUACCCCAUCGGGUGCCAGUGGUCCGGUCAGCAGGGCGGGCAGCCGAGCGGGCAGCAGGGCAAGUAGCCGGCGGGGCAGUGACGCUUCGGAUGCCUCUGAGCUCCUGGAGACUCGCUCGGCCUGCUCGGACGCCUCGGACACCCCCCGGCGCCCAGGAGCGGCCAAGCCCUCCAAGAUCCCUACCAUCUCCAAGAAGGCCCCAAGCCCCAAGACACCCGCUUCUGGGAAGAAAUAGUGAAGGAGAUGUCAAAAAGACGUCAUAAAAAUGUCAUACAGCCAACCAUAGAGUCGUCAACAUAACAGUGUCAUACAUCUAACUAUCGGGCUGGUUUGACUCCAAGGGCUUCCCCAGCCCCCCAAAACACCAGCCAUGUUGAAAUAGGGAAGAUGUCCAGACUAUAGAAUUAGAUCAAGUAGAACGCACCAUCUCCUUUUCAAAGAGACGCUCUAUAGUGAACAGACUACUGGCGGCCAUAUUGGGUGUCACAUUUGAUCCAAACGUCCAUCCAUAGGGCUUGCAUGGGAUUCAUGCACCAAGACUACUGUAUGAAGGGCAGGGAGAGAGAGGGAUAGAUAGGGGAAGAUAUCUCUCUUUUCCUCCCUCGUUCACACACUCGGGAAAAAAAACUCACUGGGGGUGUCGGGUUCGUGCACUUAGACGGAACAGAACUUUCCCCUUUUAAAACCCAGAUCCCAGUUUGCCUUCCAGUCUCCUGUGUGCUCUGUCUCGUAACGGGAUUGUGCUAGACUGUUGUAGAGAAAGCCACAGCAAUUUGAACCGACAACCAACCAACAUAAUGCUGCCUUACAGUGUUACACAUUUCUGUCCUUUUACCUAACCCGAGUUCCAGAGAACGUUAGGUAGAGCCUUGUAACUACUUUGUGUAUGUACACACUGACACGCACAGAACUGAAGUACACACACACACAUUGAGGGGAGAGAUUAAAUGACUCAGAACUUCCUGGAGAAUGGCAUUCAAAAGAACUGGAUUGUGGGUAUUGUGGACAUUUUUUUUCUCUCACCAUGAGUUCAACUGAAAAUAUGCAAUGAUUGCUGUCUUGUUUUUUUUUCCUCCCCUGGACUGGGAAGUGAAGCGGAAUGACACUUCAGCAUGUCUGUGGGUCGGGAACAUCUAGACUAGCGUGAAUCUACUGUUCAGUGUCUGGGCGGCGCCACUCUGACCACUUCCUGCACUGAGCUAACUGCCUAAACCUCAAGCCCAGGAGACCGUGGAAGUGGCGGGAAACACACUGCAAUGUCUUCACAAACCACUGCAACAUUGGAAGUGUGUUUAAAGGUGUGAGUGUGUGUUUGAUGGAAUGGAGGGUUUCUCAUGUUGUCCUAUAAUACUGUAUGAAACCUGUGUGUCUGAGAAGAAAAGCACUAUUUCUUGGUGGGACCCCACUAACAGCAAAAACAUGACAGUGUGAAACAAUGUAGUGGAUUGUAAGGACACACAAUUUAAGCGACUAUAAUUCUACGAUUAGAGAUUGAAGACCAGCACACACUGACGGUGUAUCGCUGUAAUUCCACAUUGCCCCUCCCCCUACGUUGCCGCUGGAAACCCCAUAGCCGCAAACACACAUCUUUGUAUACGUGUGUCGUCUUCACCGUGUUACAGGAAUCAAAGGUCAUCGACUUGCGUCACCGUAUGCAAAGAUUUCAUUUGUGAAUGUCUUUCAUUCUGGUUCAUUUAUAAUCCUGUUGUAUUUGUUUUUAGUUUUGCUUUUGUAGUUUAAGAAAACAUUUUUUUAUUUUUUUCAGUUCCGUAUCAUCACCUUGGAGAAUGAUUAGUAUUAAUAUAAUGAAAUCAUGAUCUUCUGUACCAAGGAAAAUGUCUGCUCCUCUCUUCAACGUUGUAUGUUAUUACUUCUUAACUUUACUCAACUAGGAAGCUGACUUGAUUUCCAUGGCAGCCUUUUUUGCUAAUGACUACAACUCCCUGAACAUGACCAAAGGGGGUUGCCUUUAUUGUGUUGACAAAAGAACUACAAAUAUGGAUGACAGGGAACCGAACCCCCAGUGUCCCUCCUUACAGGCGUUUGAAUUGUCAUGUCUUUGAUGGCUGCAAAUGUGCUCCCCUAUUUCUUAAUGUGAGAGCUAAAGUAUAUGAAAACUUAAUGAACGCAAAUGUCAUCUUGAGGUGAUUUUAUUUAUUUAUUGUCUCUUUGGGGGCGGGGAUCCGGGGACGCCGACGAGGAACCCACCUUUUGAUGCGGUGUUAUUCUCUGUGAUGAAGAGAAAAUAUGUCGGUGUGAGGGGGGGGUUAGAAGUCAAUUGUGUAAAAUAAAAAAGCUAAGAUUAUAAACCAUUUUUGUUCUCUUUUUGUAUUAAAAAUAUGCUUGCAGUAAAAAAAAAUGUCAUUUGUCAUUGUAUUGAUUUUUUUUAUUUCAUUCGGGGGCAAAAGUGUGUUUACGUACAGUGCCUUCAGAAAGUAUUC